CAAAAUUCUCAAAACUUCUCACAUUCCUGGCGUCUCACAAUUCUCCUCUUUUCCCGGCGAUCUGUCGCCGCCGGCCGUCCGAUCACUUUUCCGAUCAUCUCAAACCCUAAUUCCGACCCGAUUCUCCCAAAUCACCCGUUCCAUUAUCGUUGACCUAACUUUCCAAUUCCCCAAUUUGUUCUCCAAUUCACCGAUUUGAUCAACCCCAAUGGCAUUUCAUCACUCCUUGUAAACUUUCUACAACUCUCCCCUUUAAUCUCCGAACCCGCAAUUCUCUACAUCUUUCUCAGUUUAUUACAAUUCAUAACAAUGGCGAUCCGAUUAACCGUCACUUAUUCCGGCUACCUAGCCCAAAACAUAGCUUCCUCGGCUUCAUCAAAAGUCGCAGGUUGUCGUUUCUUUCACGAAUGUACUAUAACCGUCCGAUCUCGCAUCUUCCAUCAAAAACCCGAAUCACCCCCAAAUUACUCCGAUUUUCGAAACCGGGUCAAACCUCCCGUCCGGUCUUUUUCAUCCGGUUCAAUAUGUUCAUCACGUGCUCUUGAAUUUCUUUGUGAAAGUUCCAAUUCACCUAUGGCGGUUGGAUUGAUUUCAUUGAUGAAGUCAUCUUCUACAAUGGGUAUUUCACCAUUGAAAGCGUCGUCGUUUCUUACGUUUUUACAAGGUUCAAAGUGGCUUCCUUGUAAUCAGCCAAGUAGUAAAUGUAGUGAAAGUGAAAGGGUGGUUGUUAGUAAGGAACCUUUGGUUAGUGAAUUGAAGGUGGUUAAUAAGACGUGUUGGGUGUCAAAGUUGUUGAAUAUAUGUUCUGAUGAUGCAAAAGCUGCAUUUACAGCGUUGAGUGUUAGUAUAAUGUUUAAAUCAUCUUUGGCUGAACCAAGAUCAAUUCCAUCUGCUUCUAUGUCACCUACUUUGGAUAAAGGGGAUCGUAUAAUGGCUGAAAAGGUUUCAUAUGUUUUUCGGAAUCCUGAAAUUUCAGAUAUAGUGAUAUUUAGAGCACCGCCAAUCCUUCAGCAUAUUUCUGGUUGUAAUGCUGGAGACGUCUUCAUUAAAAGAGUUGUUGCAUUAGCUGGGGACUAUGUUUAUGUGCGUGAGGGUAAACUGUUUGUGAAUGGUAUUGCUCAAGAUGAAGACUUCAUUUUAGAGCCCCUUGCCUAUGAAAUGGAACCAGUGCUUGUUCCUGAAGGCUAUGUGUUCGUGAUGGGGGACAAUCGUAAUAAUAGCGUUGAUUCUCAUGACUGGGGUCCACUUCCCAUUGAAAACAUUAUUGGCAGGUCAGUAUUCAGAUAUUGGCCUCCGUCCAGAGUGUCGGACACCCUACAUGGUUCACUAAUGGAGAAGAGAGUAAUUGCAGUUUCUUUGAUUUUGAAGUAUGGUCUCCAUGUAACAAUUUUCUCUGCUGUGUUGUCAUUGCCCCUCUGCAAGAGAUCUGAUUGUUGUCUCUGCAGAAAGCAAAGCAAAGAAAAACCUGUUAAUAAUCCCAUCACCAUUGCAGUGCAAAAAAAUCAAAGAUCAAUGAUGAUCCUUACCCCUUUCUUUUCUUCUUCUACUUUUCUCAUACUCUUUGUUCUUCUCUCUAUAUCCCCAUCUCUAAUUUCUAUUGCCACGUCAUCUUCCUUACCUUUCAAUAUUUCUCACUAUCUUUAUCCAAGAAUCAGCUACGUGGAAUAUCCACAAUUGUCACCUAAUCCUCCUUCAUUUCUCCAGGAUGUGUUAAAGGGGAUUGCUGAACGAGAGAAAUGGGAUUUGCAGGACUUAAGAGUUUCCAAAUUGGAUGUAAAGAAAUCGAAGUUUGGGACUUUAAGGAAGUAUGAGUUUCGCGUCCGAAUUGGGAAGACGGAAUUCGUAUUCAUGAUGUCAGAUGAAGUAUCUCACUGGAAAAGCUUUCAUUUUCCUAGCAAGAAUGAGUCUGAGUCUGACUUCGAGUCUUUGGUUAAAGAGAUUGGUUCAAAGGCUACUCUUGAUGUCCUAAAAAUCCAAGGGCCAUUCGAAUUGUACGCUACUGGAGAUGAUUACCUCUCACUGACCUUACCUCUGAACUCUUCCUAUACGGGGUUGAAAAAGAUCCUUGUUGGUGAGGGCAUCACUGUAGAAGUUAAAGGUGCUGAUGAAAUAUCAAUGUUCAACAUCUCUGAUUUGCUGAAAUUAGUAAAUGGAAGCAUUUUGACCAAGUCAGGGAGCGGUCAAUUUGGAUAUAUGUCACAAUCGUGUUGCAUACCGUUGCUUCCUGUACAUGCAAGGGGACCUACUUCAGUACUUGCCUACAUAACCAGAAACCCUGAUUUAAGAAUUGAAACUACGUUUGUGUCCAGAAGAUCUAUCAAGUUGCUAUCUGAAAAAUGUUAUACAAGGCAUAUAUACAGAAAACGGAGCUUGUACAAUGAUUUUCUGAGCCAGAAGAUAGUAUUACUGGAAAAAGUGCUAAGGAGUUUUCUAGGUGGUAAAGCCAGUCAAAUUGCAAAUUUCAAUCUUAUAAAAGUGAAAGUUAAAGACUUGACUAUUUUUCGCUUCCAGUUGGAGUUGGAAAGAGGUAUUCAGAACAACGACACAUAUUGGACUACUUUAGGGGAGUGGAGAACAAGGCCAGUUGUUGAGCGUUCAUGGUUUGAAGUAACCGCAAGGUUUGAGGCAGAGAUCUUGAAGCCGCGUUUGAUUAAGAAGGUCAGACCUUUUAUUGAAGUAGAUUCAUCAUCAUGGAGUAAUUUGAUGUCAAAUUUGUCCUUUACCAAAAUUUCUUCUUUUCUUGUCCCACCAGAGCCUUUAACAUUGGAUGUUAGAUGGUAGGGAAUAACAGGUUGUUUAUUUAUUUAUAACCAGUCUGGCUUGCUGUAAUGUAGAUUCUUAUCUUCCUUACUGUGUAAAUUGAAAAUGGUUGCCUGAUUUGUACAUCAUAUCAUUUGUAUAUUGAAAGUCGUUGGAAAGGAACUAUAAAAGAUUACCUGUUUUGUGAA
Molecule: messenger RNA, 2948 nt
Organism: Lycium barbarum (goji berry)
Lineage: Eukaryota; Viridiplantae; Streptophyta; Magnoliopsida; Solanales; Solanaceae
Exons: 10
Coding region: 310-2781 (823 amino acids)
Cellular component (GO): membrane
Molecular function (GO): serine-type endopeptidase activity
Source: RefSeq, a predicted model, not a curated record